AUGACGAGGAAGAGCAUUGACGCUGAGUCUUACACAAUCCAUCUCUCUGCCAGUGAAACUGAUUCCGAGAAACAAUGCAGUUACUACAUGUGGAGGCAAAAGUUUACUGUAAAACUUGAGAACCGUGUGGAAAGAAGAAGCGAAGUCGACGACUGGAUGAUAACUUUAGCGUUCCCAUACGGAGAGCGUCUUGUCUGUGGAAAUACCUCUCCUGGUAUCUAUGCGUUUCUUCCCACAGAGAUGGUAACAAACUUUCCUUUCAUCAUUCAAGCUGAUUUCAUUCUUUCAUCGUCGAGAGAAACUAUACUUCUUGAUGAUAUAUGGAACCAAGGGAUUCUCAGUUGA
Molecule: messenger RNA, 345 nt
Organism: Microthlaspi erraticum
Lineage: Eukaryota; Viridiplantae; Streptophyta; Magnoliopsida; Brassicales; Brassicaceae
Source: the annotation of a GenBank genome assembly